This is a messenger RNA of Acinonyx jubatus (cheetah), 4723 nucleotides long. RefSeq names its product RAB7B, member RAS oncogene family (gene RAB7B). NCBI's taxonomy places the organism in Eukaryota, Metazoa, Chordata, Mammalia, Carnivora, Felidae. The record is from RefSeq and is a predicted model, not a curated record. Gene Ontology annotation, biological process: endosome to lysosome transport; phagosome-lysosome fusion. Gene Ontology annotation, molecular function: GTPase activity; GTP binding. The coding region runs from base 1961 to 2584 and encodes 207 amino acids. The transcript has 7 exons. Gene Ontology annotation, cellular component: phagocytic vesicle; lysosome; late endosome.
AGUGUGGAGUGGCCCACAGGGAAGACGGACAUUGGGAGCAUGGCAGGCUCACAGAGAGCUAGCCCCCAAGUCCUCGGUCCUCAAGACUGUCAUGGCUACACUGCCUCUGUGCUGCCUGAUGUCCAGGUGUGUGUAUCUCUCCCAACAGCUUCGGUUUUCUCAACUGAGGACACGCGCAUGUGGCACAGGCGUCUCCCUGCAGGAGGGUGACCAGAUGAGCGUCUUCCUUGCCCUGGGGGUCAGAGGUCUCGGGGACCUGGAAGUCUGAUCCCUUCUCUAAGUGAAGUUCAAGAGCGCGGUUCUGCAGCCUUGGCUGGGCGCUCAUCCAGAAGAAUGUGUGCUCAGGAGGACAGUAAAGGUAAGGAGACACGUGAGAGCUCACUCCGGGACCACCAGCCUUGGAUGUGUAAAAGACACACAGGCCCAGGCCUCAGGACCAUAACACGCUUCCACUCCUCAACAUCGCCUCUUGCUUUUUCACCACUUGGCCAGCUUAUGACGUAACACCACCCACUGUAACAGAUCAACCCCUGAAUCGCAGUGUCUUCCGUCAACGUUUAAUUCUCACAUGAAGAGCCCAGGGGAAGAGAAGCACGAUUCAAGAACACGGAGUUCCCACAGCCCAUAGGACCUCGGGGCCAUUCUUUCUGUCCCCAGACAGGCAGAUCCUGCGAGACGACGCAACACGCCGGAUCUGAAAGCGGCUAAGGCACCAGCAGGACAUUUCCUCUUCAUCUGUUUAACUUGAGUUCCACAAGGGCGGGAACUCUGGUUCACCGUUCUAUCCAUUGGCUAAACCGUACUCCAUGACGACACCUAUCUACAGGGGCCGGAAGCGCCUUGUAGCGGUGGCCUGGAGGUGUUAGGGGGCUUCCGUGAGCAUAAGUCAUCUCUGCCUCGCCAGGCCUCCGCCUGGGAUCUUCUUCUCCCUCCUGCGUCUUAAAUGUGGGCCUGUUUCCAGCCUUCCUCUCUCUCCUCUAUCUCCUUCACCUAGGACGUGAGGAGCAUCUGCAUGGUAUGGAGACAACCCCCACAUCGACCUUUUCAGGUAGACAGUUGGCAAAUCUCCAACCUCUUCCAAUGAACACUUCUUUCUUUCUUUGUUUCUCAUCCUGCCCUGUCCACCCAGAGCUGUAGCCCUACAACGCAUCCACGCACCCGGCAAAUAUUUCCGGAGCCCUAACUUGGCCUAGGUUCCCUUCCCUAAGGGGGGAUUUUUUAAAAAUUCCUGAAUCUGAAGCUUGUUUUUAACAUGUUAUUGGGAAGUUCAGUUCAAAGGAAGCAAGAGAGGGAAAAGGGAAGUGAGGAAGAGAGAGAAGGGAAAUAAAUGCAAGGAGGUGACUUUCCAAAUUGAUACAGAUUUGCGGCCAGCGCAGCGGUUGCUGGGCUCCCCAGGGCACCUCCUUGAGCAAGGCCAUGUGCACCGGGGACAGCUCAGAAUGGUCCCAUGACAAGGUGGUGGGCGGCAGGUGAGUGUGAACUGUCUGCCGAUUUCUUCUUUCUCCUGCUCUGUCGGUCAGAGUCUUGCCCGUGGGCGCUGAGCCCCUGCACUUCCCAUGUGUGUUCCUGGCCUCUCCAGGAGGCUGCUGGGAAGCCAGAACCUCUGCGAAUCCACCAGCCCCGGCGCCAGCUUCUUCUCCGCUGGUGCCCUGCUUGCAGGUGCCCGGACCCCUGGUGGUAGCGCUCUUGGAUGUGAGACCAGGAAAACAGCAUGAGCCUUCGCCAGGAUUGCUGAAGCCCGAAAGAGAGCAAGUGGGGGAGAGGCAGAGAGAGGGAGACAGAGAAUUUGAAGCCGGCUCUGUGCUGACAGCAGCGAGCUCGAGGUGGGACUAGAACUCAUGAACUACAAGACCAUGAUCUGAGCCGAAGUCGGACACCCAACCGACUGAGCCACGCAAGUGCCCCCGAAAGAGCUAACAUCUCUUGAACCUUUAACUGCGGCUGGCUCCGAAGCCCCUCCAUGAAUCCCCGAAAGAAGGUGGACCUGAAACUCAUCAUCAUCGGAGCCCUGGGUGUGGGAAAGACCUCCCUCCUCCACCAGUAUGUGCACAAGACGUUUUACGAGGACUACCAGACCACACUGGGGGCCAGCAUCCUCUCCAAGAUUAUCAUACUGGAUGACACAACUUUGAAGCUACAGAUCUGGGACACGGGUGGACAGGAGCGGUUUCGCUCCAUGGUGUCCACAUUCUACAAAGGCUCCGAUGGCUGCAUCCUGGCUUUCGAUGUCACCGACCUGGAGUCUUUUGAAGCAUUGGAUACCUGGCGGGGUGACGUCCUGGCCAAAACGAUUCUGAUGGAACCGUCCUACCCCAUGGUGGUGCUGGGAAACAAGAUUGAUCUCGCAGACCGGCAGGUGCCCCAGGAGGUAGCCCAGGGCUGGUGUAAAGAGAAAGACAUCCCCUACUUUGAAGUCAGUGCCAAGAAUGACAUCAACGUGGUACAGGCCUUCGAGAUGCUGGCCAGCCGGGCUCUGUCCAGGGUAAGUGGCUAUGGUGGUAUCAUCUUCCAGGGCUGCCCCGAGGAUGGGAAACUGGGGAGCUUCAGAGAACAACACACUGGACUCAGUAUCGAAGCAUCUUAGAGAAUUACCUCACAGACUCCAUCAAGCUCUCACCGGAAGACCAGUCCAGGAGUAGAUGUUGCUGAUCUUUCAGUCUCCCGCUCUGAUGCCCAGACAAAGCCUGCCCACGGCCUGGGCAUCCCUGCCCCCACCAGCCCUUCCCUACCCCCCCCCACCCCCACCCCAUCUGCCCAAGCCCAGCUCAGGCACUACCCUCAUAUCUGUGCUGGGCCCAGAUCAGAGCACAGCCCCUGCCUCGGGCUGAGUGUAGUGAGGACAGGGCUGGGCCCUCAGGGGUCCCGAUGGAACCCAGAAUGUCACAGCCAAAUCUCGGGCCGGGAGGAGUCACCGUUCCCUGGCUGGCUCCAGCUUUCCUGCUACCUGCCCUCCCCAAACACACUCUCGCCCCAGAACGCACAUCUCUGCAGACAGGCCACUGUAUCUGGAGUCCCAUUACGUUCUCCUGGGGACUGGCCUUCCUUGCUCAUACUGCCACGCACCCGCAAAGCCACGGCACAGCUUUGGACAAGGGUGCAGCUCAGACCACCCCGGCUACCAGCGCCAGAAAGCGAGGGCCUGCCUCAACCCCUGGUGGCCACUGUCCAGGCCUGGAACGAUACUCUGCCGCCUCCAGGGCAUAGGACAGAGGGAGCCCAGGAGAGGCACCCAGGACGGGCUCAUUUCUCUCUGCUGGAUGCGCAGACAACUCCUCUAAAUCUCUCCAAGGCUCAGCUGGCUCAUCUGUCAAAUGGGGGUGGUUUGUGUCCUGCCGACCUCAGGGUGUAUGGUUUCGAGGACCAGAAGCUCUGCUUAAAUCUCAGUUGCUCUUGUUGAUAUGCAUUUAUUUAUUUCUCCAACAAGUAUUGUUGAACAUCUGCUAUGUACAAUGCGCCGAGGUCCAGUGACAAAUGAAACAAACGAGGACCCUGCUCUCCUGGACCCGGCUUUCCGAUUAGGGAGAGAAGCAAUAGGCACAGAAUUUAAACAGAUAUUUUCAAAUAGCAGAUGAGUGCUUGGACAAAGCAACCGAGGUAAUGGGAUAGAAAGGGACAGAGACUGGGGUUGGUGCUGUUUCAGACAAAGUGGUCCAGGAGGGCUUCCCUGAGGAGGUGUCAUUUGGCCCCAGGACUAGAGAAUGAACAGAUGACUUUCAUUAGAGAUCUGGACAGAGAGCAUUCCAUGGAGAGGGAGCAGAAAGAGCCACGGCCCUGAGGUAAGGACAAAUUUGCUGUGUUCCAGGAACAGUGAAAGAACUUUCAUUUACCUGAGGACUCAAAGCUGAUAUCCCAGAGACAAGCAAAAGGGAUCCUGCCCCCUGAGUGGCUCCUUGAUGCUCUGCUGACUGGCCACCAGAGGGCAGCAGUGCUCCUUCCCUCCCGUGCUGAGUGGCCAGUGGCUUCUCUGACCCUUGAAGAAGGGCUUUUCUCUCUAUGCUGAUCCUCAAAGCUUGUUCUCAGACUGGGGGCAUGUUUGGUCCUGCGAGAUUUAUGGGGCAGGAGAAUCCCAAUUUCUUACAGCUAGGAAGAACUGAGCCAAAACUGUAACAUCAAUGAUUCAGGCAAGAAAUCCACAUAAGUGACAAAUGCUAGAAUUGAGGGACCUGGAAAACUCACGGACUCCCUCUCCCUGCAGAUUCUUCCGGCAACAGAUAGCAUAGACAGGACCCAGCCUGAAGAGGGUGGGCAAAAUGACCACUCAGAGGCUCCCAAGCCACAUCCAUGCCCUCCGUGGAAGUCUCCUGUCUACACAGACGUAUCUGGCCCUGAGCUCCGAGCAAAGCUGGGACGUGAGCCCAGGACUUCUGAUGGCAUCUGACUCUGAAGAUACUCCCAGAGGCAGGGGAUCCUGCAGGGGUGAAGGGGUCAGCAGGAGAGUCUGGGGAGCCUCAUCUGCCCACCCAGCUGUGGAGUAAGGGCUGGCUCAUCCCGGGCAGCGGCACGGAUCUGGCAGAGAGCAGGUGGCUGGGAGCACGCCGCCGUCUCUGUGUCCUUCCUGGGAGUGGCAUUCUACACCUCACACGGCUCUCUUGGGAGUGCAUCGGACCGUGGAUGGGAUGUGUGGCGUUUGGGCUUCUGUAUCCUGUGUAUGCAGCACCAAUGGACGUGUGAACUGUUUCAAAACGUGUGCAACAAAUAAUAAAUGUGUCCUCCUUUCUUGUUA